AUGAUUGAUUUUGGCGGAGAUUCACGUGGAAUUUGGUGGGAUCGGUUAUUAUUAAAUCUCGAUUCUCAUUUGAAAGAAAAAUCUGAAUGUCUCAAAUAUAUCAAACUUGCAAUGAAAGAUUCGAGUAUUCUCGAAAAAGAAUUGCUUUUGAUUCAAGAUCGAGCGAUAAAAAUCGACAAAGAAAAAGAAAUUGAACUUCGAAUUAUAUUGGAUGAGCCUGUCAAAAAAUGCAUCAAAAAUCGAGUUUUGGGAAAAGAUUUGGGCGAUGGAAGAGUUAAUCGAUUUGUUAUUCGAAAUGAUGAAAAUGAUGAAGUUGAAUGUUCGGUGGAAGAAGUUGCGAGGAAAUAUUAUUUGGAAAAUGAAGGAUUUACAAAUGGUUCGUAUUUUAUUCUUCUAUAGAAUCACUUUUGAUAUAAUUUUAAUUUGUUUCAGGUGUCCAUGAUGAAGGUGCUAUUUGGCAUACAAUAUUUGGAAUUCUUUUUUAUGAUAUCAUUUUCGAUGUAGAAGAAUUUUCAGAUACUUGGAUAUCUGAAUGUCAAGAUUCUCCUAUCGAUUUACCAAAUACAUUAUACUCCAGACGAAAAACACAAUUCGAUUCUAGAUUUGAAUGGUUGAAUCAGGCGGAAGAUCAGGAAAUCGAAAAUUUGAUUCGAAAUGUUUGGAAGAAUAAUUGUCAAAUAACAAAUCGCGAGUGUAAUUGGAGUCUUUUCGAAUCACCAGAUAUUAUUAUCGAUUUUUGGAGUUGUUUGCCACGCGAUGGAAUUUAUCAGAUUUUCAAAAGACUUGCUGAAAAUUAUAGAAAUUGUCGAAGUGGAUUUCCUGAUUUGACAAUGUGGAAUAUUUCUGAAAAACGGGUGACGGUGAGUUUUUUUUUCAAAAAAAAAUGCAUUUUAUAAAUAAGUGAAUAUCAGGUGGUCGAAGUUAAAGGACCUGGCGAUAAACUAUCAACAAAGCAGCGCCUCUGGUUAGAUUGUUUCCAAAAAUUUGGAAUACGCGCUGAAGUUUGCCACGUGGCAGCUGAAAAUGAUAAACAACUUUUAUGA
Caenorhabditis angaria is the source of this 1043-nucleotide messenger RNA. NCBI's taxonomy places the organism in Eukaryota, Metazoa, Nematoda, Chromadorea, Rhabditida, Rhabditidae. The record is from the annotation of a GenBank genome assembly.